CGUUCCCAAUUUCGUUACAUAUAAACACACUUUGCGUUUUCUCCUCCACUCCCGGCAUAACCUAACCCUACACUCUGAAACAACCGCGCUUCAUUUUUAACCCUAAACUUGUUUCCCGACAAACAAACGCUCCUCUCUUAUAUCAACUCAUUUCCUACUUCGAAAACCCCUAAAGCAUCACCCCGUCCUCUCACAGUAUUUGUUUAAAAAAAAAAGAAAAUCAAAUCUCGCUUUUAGCAUCUCGAUCUCCUUUUUUUAGUACUUUUAAGAAGAAACAACCGAAUAUUUGUCGAAUCGACUGUUUUUGUUAUGGUGGGAGGGGGAAGCAGGAGAGACGAAGGAUCUAUGGUGAUUAACAACACCAACGUGUUUGCUGCUCUCGAAACUCUAAGGAAGAAGAAAAAGUCUGACAAGGACCGAAUUUCUAAAACAUCUUCUUCCAAGUCUCAGCAACCGCAAAAAGAACCCGAGCAGCAGGUCUUUUGGGCACCGGCGCCGCUCACUGUCAAAUCGUGGGCGGAUGUCGAUGAUGAGGACGAUGAUGAUUACUAUGCUACUACUGCUCCUCCUCAGUCCAUUUGGGGACCCUCCGAGUCGUCUCAGAGUCAUGAAGAUAAGACCGUCAACGUCGAGGAUAGUGAGAGCGAAGAAGAUAUUUUAGAUGAAGGUGAUGAUGAAAUAGAGGAAGAUCAUGACCAUGAUCCAGAGGUUCAAGUACACCCAGAGCAUUUACCGAAAACGGUUCCUGAAGUACCUGCACCAUCUAAGGAGUCGGAAAGACAACUUUCAAAGAAAGAGAGGAAGAAAAAGGAACUUGCUGAGCUGGAGGCUCUUCUUGCUGAUUUUGGAGUUACACAGGAGAGCAACAGCCAGGAUGAAUCACGAGUUGUUGCACAAGAAAAGAAAAAUGGAGAGGGGGAAAAAAAGGAAAAUCCUCCAGGAGAGUCUAAAAGUUCCAAGAAGAAGAAAAAGAAGGAUAAAUCAAAGGAUGGUAAAGAAUCACAGGAUCAGUCAACAAGUACAGAUGCCACUAACGGGCCAGAUGAAGCUGCUGGAAAUGAACAGACUGAGGAGGAUGCAUCAGCUGUUGAUGUGAAAGAGCGGCUAAAGAAGAUGGCAUCUACGAAGAAGAAAAAAUCUAGUAAAGAGAUGGAUGCUGCUGCAAAAGCUGCUGCACAAGAGGCUGCUGCGAGGAGUGCAAAGCUUGCUGCUGCAAAGAAGAAAGAGAAGAACCACUACAACCAGCAGCCUGUGCGGUAAAGUCCCCCUUUUUGGUCUACAUUACAUAUACAUAUGAACAUGUAUUUCUCGUUCGUACGACAAUGUGAAAUAAACGGUGGGCUAAAGGAUGACUGUGUCACUUUUAUUUGGAUGGACCAGACGAAAGUUUCAUCUGUUUUUGCUUUUUGGAUCUUAUUGUUGCUCAGUUAUCAUGGAUUUGGGACAAAUUA
Hibiscus syriacus is the source of this 1451-nucleotide messenger RNA. Its product is annotated as protein FAM133B-like. NCBI's taxonomy places the organism in Eukaryota, Viridiplantae, Streptophyta, Magnoliopsida, Malvales, Malvaceae. The coding region runs from base 310 to 1260 and encodes 316 amino acids. The transcript has 3 exons. The record is from RefSeq and is a predicted model, not a curated record.